GGCACUUCACUGCGAAAACACAACAGAGGAGAAAGACCAAACGAUCCACUCAGGUUCUAUUUGCAAAAGACUGAGAACAGAGCCAGCCACAGGAUACAGCCAUGUACCAGCUGCCAAAAACAAGGGCAAACACCUGGGAGUAUGAACCCUCUUUCAUGACAGGAGAGCUGGUGGAGUUUGAGGGAAGCAGCACAGAGCAGAGAAUGGAGGAGUUUGUCCAGCUGUUCAAAUCCAAGAAGCCGGUGAUAAAGAGACACCUCCGAGAACUCAAAGAGAUUGCGGAUGGCUUGGAUGAGGCCAGCAUGAACGCAGCCCUUGCUAAGACUAUCGGGAGCUUCGUAGGGGCGGCCGGGGGGAUCAUGACCCUAGCAGGGCUAUUCCUGGACCCCGAGUCACCCGCAGCCUGCAGUUUGCAAGAUAUCGGAGAGAAAGGGGUCACCUUAGGACAGUUUGCCAAAACCGCCACUGAUAUAACCCAGGCCGUCAGUGAGAGAACACAUAACCAAAGAGCAGAUGAGAUACUGGGGAAGCUCUGUGUGAUGACAGGCUAG
Molecule: messenger RNA, 551 nt
Organism: Acipenser ruthenus (sterlet)
Lineage: Eukaryota; Metazoa; Chordata; Actinopteri; Acipenseriformes; Acipenseridae
Product: apolipoprotein L3-like
Exons: 3
Coding region: 102-551 (149 amino acids)
Biological process (GO): lipoprotein metabolic process; lipid transport
Cellular component (GO): extracellular region; membrane
Molecular function (GO): lipid binding
Source: RefSeq, a predicted model, not a curated record